Beta vulgaris subsp. vulgaris (sugar beet) is the source of this 3410-nucleotide messenger RNA. RefSeq lists its product as uncharacterized. NCBI's taxonomy places the organism in Eukaryota, Viridiplantae, Streptophyta, Magnoliopsida, Caryophyllales, Amaranthaceae. The record is from RefSeq and is a predicted model, not a curated record. Gene Ontology annotation, molecular function: protein binding. The transcript is spliced from 19 exons. Gene Ontology annotation, biological process: transcription by RNA polymerase III. Gene Ontology annotation, cellular component: transcription factor TFIIIC complex. Bases 273 to 3080 code for a protein of 935 amino acids.
UUAUCGGGUCUUAAUACUAGUUUCUUUAACAUUGGAAAAGAAAGAAGCGAGAGAAACAUCCAGUAAAGAAUUGGGUUCCUCACUUCCUCUUCUGCAAAAAAAAAAAAAAAAAAAAAAAAAAAAACAUACAGUGAAGAAAGCUCAACGAUCGGGAGUUUGUAGAAUUAAGAAGAAGAUGAUGGUAGUUCUUACUUCUUUAUGAGCACUCAUGUAUAACAUGGUUACAAGACUUGAUUGUAGCUUGAAUUAGUCAUCACUUAUCAGUCAUUUCAAUGGAGAACGAAGAUGGGAUUGAAAAAGACAAACCCUUGGAGGAGAGAGAAGAAGCAGAAGAUGGGUUAGAGGAAGAAGAAGAAGAAAAAGAGGAGGAAGAAGAUGAAGAUGGUGAUGGUGUUGAGGAGGGAGAAGGUGAUGAUGAAAUCGAGGAAGACGGGGAGGAAGAAUGUUCAGUGAGAUUUGAAGGGGAGAUGAACCCUUUGGAUUUGGUUAAAGAUGUAAGUUCUGAAAUUCAACUCUAUCAACAGUUCGAACGCCUUGAACAUGAAGCCUUGGCCGAGAAGAAGCGAAUGGUCAUUGCUGCUAUUCAAGGGCAAGGAAAAGGGCCAGUUAAGAAGAGGCCGAGGCAAGAGAUACACGCUGGUGCAACCUAUGAGGAAAUGGUGGAUGUGAUGGCUUAUGUUGAUCGGAGACGAGGCAGAAAGGCUAAGAAGAGAGGGAGGCGUAAAGGAUCAAAAAACAAGCUUAGCCUUGAAAUCACGAAGAAGCUUGGUGAUGCUACUCUUCAUUAUGCGCAUGGCCGUUAUGAAGAUGCUAUCAGCUUGUUGACUGAAGUUGUUCGAUUGGCCCCAAAUCUACCGGAUCCAUAUCACACACUUGGUCUCGUAUAUAAUUCUAUGGGGGACAAAAGGAGAUCUAUGAAUUCCUAUUUGAUUGCUGCAUAUGUUGGUCCAAAAGAUUCCUCUCUCUGGAAACCUCUUGUCACUUCGUCCAUAGAGCAAGGACUCAUUGAGCAGGCCAGUUGGUGUCUUAAUAAGGCAAUUUCUGCUGAUCCAGCUGAUAUUACACUUAGGUACCGCCGUGCUUCACUCGACAUGGAGACAGGAGCUUAUUUAAAAGCGGCUGAAUCAUAUGAACAGAUAGCCAAACUAUGUCCUGAUAAUGUUGAAGCACUCAAAACUGCGGCAACGUUGUACAAGCAAGCUGGCCAGAUUGAACGUUCAACUAUCAUCUUGGAGGACUACCUUAACAAGCAUCCUUCUGAAGCUGAUCUAACUGUCGUUGAUAUGUUGGCUUUAUCAUUCAUGGAAAGCAAUUUGUAUACUAAAGCUCUUCAAUACAUUGAGCAUGCAAAGAAAGUAUGUGGUUUUGUAAAAGAGUUGCCGUUAUGUCUGAGAGUUCGAGAAGGCAUAAGCCAUGCUCAUCUUGGGAAUAUGGAGAAAGCUGAGAUUUGUUUCAGUCCUCUGCAAAGGGAAAACGCGGAGCAUCAGAUGGACUUAAUAAUUGCAGUGGCUAACUGUUAUGUGGAUCUUCAUCAACAUGAGUCAGCAUUGAAGUAUUACUUAAUGUUAGAUGGCUUUGCCUCAAAAAACGAAAUUGUAAGUUUGAAAAUUGCUCAAUGCUACUCAGCUUUGGAAGAAGCUUCAUCAGCUAUUCAAUUCUUCUAUAAAGCACUACAAGCACGUGAAGAUGACAUUGAUACUCGUUUAGCUCUAGCUUCCCUUCUCCUUGAGGAGACCAGAGAAGACGAAGCAGUAGAAUUGUUGUCACCUCCAUCCAACCCAGGAUUAUCUAAGGACAUGCAUUCAGAGAUAUUGGAACCUUGGUGGCUUAAUGUGAAAGUGAAGUUGAAGUUAUCUCAUAUUUAUAGAACUAAAGGGAUGCUUGAGUCCUUUGUUGAAGUUAUCUACCCGAUUAUACAUGAAUCGCUGAAAAUCGAUUCGAUUCACCAGAAGGCUAAACAGAAGAGAAGACUCUCAAUGAGUGAACUGUCGGAGAGAGUUAAAGUUCUUGGUGAUCAUCAAACUGAUUCUGUCUUUAGUAAUUUCAGAAGACUAGCUUCCAAAAAUGAUCUGUUAAAAGCUAAUAGGGCUAAAAAGCUACUUGACAAGAGGGCAACAUCAAAAGAAGAGAAGAUAUCUGCUGCGAUGGCUGCUGGACUUGAUUGGGAAAGUGAUGAUUCAGAAGAUGAAUUUCCGCAACAGCCACUGAAGGAGCCUCCGUUGCCUGAUCUCUUUAAGGACGAGGAGCAUUAUAACCUCAUUUCAGAUCUAUGCAUUGCAUUGACAUCUUUGAGAAGGUAUAGUGAGGCUUUAGAACUUAUUAAGCUCACUUUGAAAAUAACUUACAAGACGCUUUCAGCGGAGAAGAAGGAUAAAUUUUGGUCCCUUGGUGCUCAUAUAGCCUUAAACGUUACUGAUCCCUCUGAUGGGUUUGACUAUGUACGCUACAUAGUUCAGCAGCGUCCACAGAGUAUUGCUGCCUGGAAUUGCUAUUACCGAUUAGUCUUAAGAUUAGAGAACCGGCUCUCGAAGCAUAACAAGUUCCUGCAUCAUAUGCGAGUUGAACAGAAGGAUUUGGUGCCACCCAUGAUCAUUUCUGGAAAUCAGUUUACAAUGAUCAGUCAACACCAAGUAGCUGCGAGGGAAUACUUGGAAGCAUAUAAACAGAUGCCAGAUUCCUCAUUGAUCAAUUUAUGCGCCGGGACUGCCUUGGUGAAUUUAGCCCUUGGACAUAGACUUCAAAAUAAGCAUCAAUGUGUUGCACAAGGCUUAGCAUUCCUUUACAAUAAUCUGAAAUUUUGUGAAAAUAGCCAGGAAGCGUUGUAUAAUAUUGCUCGUGCGUACCACCAUGUAGGACUUGUCUCAUUGGCAGCUACUUACUAUGAGAAGGUCCUUGCAAUUUCACAAGAGGACUGCCCCUUACCGGAGCUUAUUAAAGUGAACAAAGAUCCCACUAAAGAUCUGAAAUCCGGCUAUUGUGACCUCAGGAGAGAAGCGGCGUACAAUUUACACUUGAUCUACAAAAGAAGUGGAGCCCUUGAUCUUGCAAGGCAGAUCUUGAAGGAUCACUGCACCUUAUGAGAACCGGACUGUUCUGUUCUGAUUUCUUGAUUUGUUGUAUAGAUGUCAGUUUCUUAGUGUGGGAGAGAGAGAAAGGGGGGGGGGGAUCCUUUACUGUGUGACGUUCCGUAGUGUUAAGUGGAAUGCCUAUAUAUGUACACAAGUUGUUGUAUUGUUUAAUGUGAUAGGUUUUUUUUUUGACAUAAUUGUUUAAGCUGAUAGUUGAGGUAGCUCUAGUAAGAUGUUUGUCGCUUGAACAGUUGGUGCUCGCAAAUCAUUUUACGCACCUGUUGUUGUAUCCUUACUAAUCUAAUAAAUAGAGAAAAAAAAAAAGGUACACUUCAUGUACUA